This is a messenger RNA of Sceloporus undulatus (fence lizard), 2342 nucleotides long. It is a transcript of the gene UMOD, whose product is annotated as uromodulin. Gene Ontology annotation, molecular function: calcium ion binding. Gene Ontology annotation, cellular component: cell surface; apical plasma membrane. Bases 1 to 1794 code for a protein of 597 amino acids. Gene Ontology annotation, biological process: neutrophil migration. NCBI's taxonomy places the organism in Eukaryota, Metazoa, Chordata, Lepidosauria, Squamata, Phrynosomatidae. The record is from RefSeq and is a predicted model, not a curated record. The transcript is spliced from 10 exons.
AUGAGACAUACCUUCCAGCUGUUGUGGCUCUUAGUCAGUCUUAAAUGUUCCACCUCUGAAGAGUCAACAAGCCAAAGGACUGCUAUGGUAACAUGUUCAGACUGUCAUUCCAAUGCUACGUGUGUGGAAAAUGGAAAUCUGCGCCAUUGCAUCUGUCAAGAUGGAUUCACUGGAGAUGGUGCCACUUGCUCCGACAUAGAUGAGUGUUCCAGUAGUGAUUUAAAUCGUUGUCACACUUUAGCAACCUGCAUUAACAAUCCGGGCAACUAUUCCUGUUCUUGUCCCAAGGGCUACAAGGGCAAUGGCUACCACUGUGAAGCUGCCAACGCUUUUGCUGAAGAAUGCUUUCGAAUCAACGGAUCCCGCAGUUGCACUGAUCCAUGCUUGAGUCACACAGUUCUGGAUCAAUCCUGGAGAAGCACUUCUUAUGGAUCAGGAUCCAACUGUGACAGUGAUAAAAUAGGAUGGUAUCGGUUCAUAGGCCGUGGAGGAGUGCGUAUGCCAGACGCUUGUGUACCAGUACAGAGGUGCAAUACUGUCGCACCUAUGUGGCUAAAUGGCUCACAUCCCACAAGUGAUGUUGGAAUAGUAAGCCGCAUUGCUUGUGCCCAUUGGCAAGGAUCCUGUUGCUACUGGUCCAUCCCUGUCCAGGUGAAAGCUUGUGUCGGUGGUUAUUAUGUCUAUAAGUUUGAUGGGACACCAGCCUGUUACAUGUCUUAUUGCACAGAUCCCCAGGCCAUUGAGAAUCCAUGUCCCCAAUGCAACGCAGAAGAAGAAUGCAAGCUGGUGAAUGGAGAAUGGGGUUGCUAUUGUAGUGAAGCGUUCAACAGCUCUGAUAUUUCCAGCUUGAAGCCACAACUGGAAUGUGGUGCAGAUGAAAUCAAAGUCUCUUUCGAAAGAUGUGUCCUGAAUAAAAUGGGAAUACGUGAUGCGAUCAUGUAUUUGAGAGACCACAAAUGUGCUGGUUUCGAAGAGAAGCAAAAUAAGACGAUGGUCUCAGUGGUGACUCCAACGCAAGCAGGCCAAUGUGGGACACAACUGACGAAAAACGAAACCCAUGCUACAUAUAGUAACACACUAUAUCUGGCAGAUGGGGCUGUCAUUAGGGAGGAUGAAAUCAAAAUUAAUUUUCACUGCUCAUACCCGCUGGAUAUGGAAAUCAGCCUCGGAACAGCCAUCCAGCCCAUUGUCCGUUCGAUUAACAUCAGCGCCGGGGCUUCAGGGCAUUUUAUAGUUAAGAUGGCUCUCUACCGAGAUCAAAAUUACACUUCACCCUAUGAGGGGCCAAAGGCCAUAUUAUCCACACAGUCCUGGCUGUAUGUUGGCGUCAUGAUCACAGAGGGAGACACAUCUCAGUUCGCCUUAAGGAUGGACAAUUGUUUUGCGACGCCUACAGCAAAUGCCACGGAUCCUCGGAAAUAUUACAUCAUUCAAAACAGCUGUCCAGAGACACAAGAUUCGACAAUAACAGUGCCAGAAAAUGGAGUUGGACCUCAAGGACAGUUUUCUCUUCAAGUAUUCAAGUUUGUUGGGAAUCAUGACCUUGUUUAUCUCCACUGUGAAGUUCGGCUUUGUGACAGUAGCACCGAAGCCUGCAAACCAAGUUGCCCUAGAAUUGGAAGCCGCCGGGCUGUUGAUGUGGGGACAGGAAACAUCUUGAAUUUGGGUCCCAUUGUCCGCAAAGGUUUUGGAUUUCAGUCUGGAUCUGCUGCUGCUUUUCAUGGGUUGCAAGGAGCAUGGAUUACUGUGCUGAUAACUGCUGUGGUGUGCUUCUCUCUGCAUGCAUUGACCUAAAAGAAAACCAGAACUGUUCACUCCGCUGAAGAAAUAAGUGGAUGAAGAGAAUAUGAUGACCGCUGUACUACCUUCCUUUUUUUUCCUUUUUAAAAAUGUUGGUGAGGGAUCUAGAGCAAUACGCCUUUCUUAGAUUUGUUCACUCUUGUGGUCUAGUAUUCCUGCUAGUUUGCCUUUAGGACCAGCUCUAAACCAAAGGUGGCCCAUACACAAAAGGUGAUUUCCAUGUAUUUCUGGGAGAUAUCACUGCCUACUAGCUAUAUGCCCAUGUGUUACCUAGUAUCACUUGUAGUAACUCCAAUUGUUAUUCCGACUUAGAGUAGAUUUAUUUACUCGUGGUGUUAACAUAAGUGUUAACUUAACAAUCUGAAUUGCCCUGUUGAGGACUAAGAGUUGGAUUCAGGCCAGAAAAGAAUGCCUCUUGGUAGUUUCUGGGAACGAUCUAUUGCAGUGAUGGUGAACCUUUUAGAGGCCGAGUGCCCAAACUGCAACCCAAAACCCACUUAUUUAUUGCAAAGUGCCAUGUCCCACUGGCUUUCUAGAAACAA